AUGAAUAAUAGUCAGAAUUAUCAACUGUAUCAAAAUCAACAUCCUCAAUAUUCUCAAUAUUCUCAACAUCCACAACAUCCUGAACAGCAGUCACAAAAUUACCAACAAAAUUCAAAUUAUAGUUAUAAUCAAAAUCAAACUUCAUUACCGAAUCAGAAUCAAUAUUCUCAGUAUUCGCAAAAUCUCCAGCAUCCUGAUCAAAGUAUAGGUCACAAUUACUCUCCGUCGCAUCAAAAUAAAAAUUUCCAACAAUAUCAGAAUCAAAAUCAACAAUAUGAAGAUAUAAAUCAUCAAAAUUCAAAUUAUGGAACAGUGGAUAAUAAACAAUGGGGUUAUCAACAAGGACAACCUAGAUCAUUAGAUCCUCAACUAUAUAAUUAUCAAUCUAAUUCUGAGGAUUAUUUUCAACAUCAUCAACAACCACAUCACCAACCCCAUUCCCAACAACAUAAUCAAAUGUUGAAUUACCAAAAACAAUCUAAUUACAAUGAGAGACGAAAUCACAAUGACAAUCAAAAUUAUGCUCAACAACAUCAACUGCACCAGCAACAUCAACAGCAACAAUUACAACAACAAAAGGAGCCAUUCAAUGAACAACCUUUAAACCAUUCAAAUAAAUCUGCACUGUCUUUGACUUACGAAAAUGGAAAUACUAGAUUACAUAAAAAUUCUACACCGUACCCAAUUGCAAAUAAUAUACCUGAGUAUCCAUCGGCAUCGCCACCACCACCACCACAACAACAACAGCAAAUACAACAACUACCUAGUCAACAACAACCAGCACCACCACUUCAACAAGCAGUACCCACUUCCAGAAAACCAUUUCGUAGAGCUCCAUCAAGCAAUUUAACACCAAUACAAACUGAUCAAUUACACAUGAACGAAGGAAGAAGAACUUUUUCAUCACCACAUCAACAAAAUAUGCCUGGACAAUUGAAUCAUGAAAAUAGAACAAAAUCAUUAUCUUCUACUUCAGCAAGGUAUAAAAAUCAACCACCACCAACAAAUUUUGAGCAACCACAGACCAAUAACAAUACUCGUCCUUUAUCAGGUGGUAAUUCGGGCUCAUCCACCUCAUUGCAUCAUACUUUUAGUUUAAGUUCAAAAUCACGAUCAUUUACAUCAAUAAGUAAAUUAUCAUCCUUGUCGACUAAAAAAUUCGGUUCAUCUUCAUCAAUUAAUAAAAAUGAUAAGGCGAGCACUGCAAGUUUGAAAACUUUAGUCCCAUCAAAUAAUAAUAAUAUCGCGAAUUACCCCAAAAGCUCAGUAUAUCCUGCAAUGUUAUCUGAAGUUGCUAAAUUAUUUAAAGAAGCAAUUAUACUUACAAUCAAUACAAAAGAUGGAUUAGAAUAUCAUGACACUUUUACUGGUAAAAUGGCUGUUGAUAUUUUAUGUCGAAUUAUUAAAACAAAUGAUAGGAAUUUGGCUUUAUUAUUAGGUAGAUCUUUAGAUGCUCAAAAAUUCUUUCAUGAUGUUACUUAUAAUCAUCGAUUAAGAGAUUCAGUUCAUGAAGUUUAUUCAUUCAAUAAUGUCUAUAAUGAUGUGGAAUUCUAUCAAGAAGAUGGUUCAAAUAGUAAUGGAAAUAAUAGUACAACUCCAUCAACUCAUGGAUCAUUUGUUGAUGGUUUUCAAUUACAACAAGCCAUUCAAGAUAAUUUUUUAUCACAACAAUUACCUUCACAAGUAAGUCAUCCAUCAUCAGCAGAAAUUCAAAAUUCUGGAUCAAAUAGAUUAAGUGGGGGAGGCAAUCAAACAAUUACAGUUGCUGGUAAAAAAUUAACUGCAUCUCAACAAACUGGUGUCAAUGGUGUUUUCACAAUUUUAACUGAUUGUUAUUCACCAACCUGUAGUAGAAAUAGAUUAUGUUAUAGUAUUGCAUGUCCUAGAAGAUUAGAACAACAAGCUAGAUUAAAUUUAAAACCACAAGGUGGAUUAAAAAGAGCAGUUUCAAGAUUAUCACUACAUGAUCAAGAAGAAAAUGAAACUUUAUGGCAUAAAACUGUUCCACAAUCUGUUUUAGAUAAAUUAGAUAAACAUGAAAAGACAAGACAAGAAUUAAUAUAUGAAUUCAUUUAUACUGAACGUGAUUAUGUUAAAGACUUGGAAUUUAUGACUGAUUUUUAUAUCAUGCCUUUAAGAAAUCCUGUAAAUAAUAUUAUACCAGAACAUCAAAGAGAGACUUUCAUACAAACAGUUUUUGGAGGAGUUGGUGAUUUAUUGAGAUUAAGUAAAAACUUUAGUGAUGCAUUAACUAAAAGACAACAGCAACAAAAACCUGUAAUUGAAUCAAUUGGUGAUAUUUUCUUAGAUCAUGUUGGACAUUUUGAACCGUUUAUAAGAUAUUCUGGUAACAAGGUAUUUGCAACUUUUGAACAUGAACGUCAACAACAAGUUAAUAUGAAAUAUGCAAGAUUUUUGGAUGCCAUUGAGAAAAAACCAGAAUCAAGAAGACAAGAUUUAUCAUCAUUUUUAAUUAAAGGUGUUCAAAGACCCGCAAGAUAUCAAUUAUUAUUAGCUGGUAUAUUAAAACAUACAAAACCAGAAAGUCCAGACUAUAAAAAUUUACAAAAGGCAAAAGAAGAAAUUGAAGCAUUAUUAGUUAAAAUAAAUGUACAAACUGGAGAGAGUACAGAUAGACAUAAAAUUAUGGUGCUUCAUAGACUUUUAGGAAAACAAACAUUGGAAAAUAAAUUUAAUUUUAAAUUAUCAUACAACAAUAGAAUUAUUUAUCAAGUCACCCUCAACAGGAAAAGAGAUAAUGAAAAAAUUGAUUUAUAUUUAUUUGAACAUGCAUUAUUAUUAGUGAAACAUAAAGUACAAAAUAAAAGGGAACAACAUAAAGUAUUUGAAAAACCAAUAUUAUUACCUUUAUUAUUUGUAAAUAGUGGAUUUGAAAUUCCAACAACAAGAUCAUUAAUUAAUAAUAGAUAUAAUGCAUCAUUAGUUUCGGAUGUUGGAUUAAAAAAUCAAAGAACUGAAAGUAGUAAUUAUAUUGGUAAUACUUUAUCAUCAAAUACUGGUAAAUUUCAAUUAAAUUUCUUGGGUUUGGGAAGUAAUCAAGUUCAUACAACAUUAUUUGCAGAAGAUUUAACUAUACAAAAUCAAGCAUUACAACAAAUUAGUCAACAACAAAGAAAAUUAAUUGAUGCAAAUGAUUUAUUUUCAAUGAGUAAAUUUGAAACAAGAAGAUUUACUGGUAAUAAUAAAAUUAAUUGUGCAGUUCCAUGUUAUGGUGGUAAAAAAUUAUUAUAUGGUACAGAUUCUGGAGUUUGGGUAAGUACUGUUAGAUCAAUAAGUACAACAUCAAAUGAAAAAAUUUGUUCUGAUCCAACUUUAGUUAUAUCAAAACCUUAUAUUACUCAAAUUGAAGUAUUAGUUGAAUAUUCAAAAUUACUAGUAUUAAGUGAUAAAACAUUAUAUGAAUUUGAUUUAUCAUGUACAGAUUCAUUAGAUCAUAUUAAAAACACAAAACUGGGUAAAUUAAUGAUGUCUCAUAUAUCUUUUUUCAAAAUUGGAGUUUGUGAUGGUAAAUUAUUAAUAAUUGGUGCUAAAACAGGCUCACAACAUUCAAUAUGUAUAUUUGAACCAAUAAAUCCAUUUGAUCCAAAACAAAAAAAUAGAAAUAAAAACAAAAUUGAAAUUCAAGAAAUUCCCUUUUCAUCAGAUCCAAUUUCAAUAUCAUUUUUAAAAAGUAAAUUAUGUAUUGGAUGUACAAAAGGAUUUGAAAUCUUAUCAUUACAAGCUGGUAAUAAAGAACCAAUAUUAGAUGAAGCCGAUCCAUCAUUAGAUUUUGCAACUCAAAGAGAAUUAGUUACACCAUUAGCUAUACAUAGAUUAGGUAAAGAUUUCUUAUUAUGUUAUUCAGAAUUUGUAUUUUUAAUUAAUAGAAAUGGUUGGAGAACAAAUCAUGAUUGGGGGAUUUUUUGGGAAGGUAAUCCACAAAAUGUUGCAUUAUUUUUCCCUUAUUUAAUUUCAUUUGAACCAGGAUUUAUUGAAAUUAGAGAUUUACAUACAACUAAUUUAUUAAGAGCAUUAAUUGGUGAAAAUAUAAGAUAUUUACAUUCAAACGAACAUGAAGCAAUGUUUGCAUGUGAAGAAAAUGGAUAUGAUAUAAUUAUAUCAAUUGAUUUUUUAAAUUUAAAACCAAAAUCUCCAGCAAAAUGA
This is a messenger RNA of Lodderomyces jiufengensis, 4164 nucleotides long. RefSeq names its product Rho family guanine nucleotide exchange factor (gene ROM2). Gene Ontology annotation, molecular function: protein binding; guanyl-nucleotide exchange factor activity. The transcript has a single exon. The record is from RefSeq and is a predicted model, not a curated record. Bases 1 to 4164 code for a protein of 1387 amino acids. NCBI's taxonomy places the organism in Eukaryota, Fungi, Ascomycota, Pichiomycetes, Serinales, Debaryomycetaceae. Gene Ontology annotation, biological process: intracellular signal transduction.